GGCAUUUUUUGAAAUAUUGCAAACGAACCGGUCUUUAAACAUAAUUGUUUGUUUAAAGUUGUACCGGCCUUUGUAUAUAUUUCAGAAAUUUUAAAAAUUGGAUUUAGUGAGUGAAUUUUAGCUUAAAUUCACUCGCUUGUUGCUCGCGCCAGGCCGGUAGUCACGUGAGUAACAGACCCUAUAAAGCCAGAGGAGGUCACGCGCUGUCAGUUAGUCUUCGUUUGAGAGAAAGGCGAAGACUAUCUUCUUCAGCGGUCUGAAGGGUUCCGUUUGUGUGGUUGGUCUGACCAAAGUAAAUUAGUUUUCCAUAUGGCCUCCAUAAAGUUCGGAACCAGUACCAGUCCAUGCAAGGUGGCCUCUGAAGAGAGGGUAACAGAGGUUGAAGAUUAUGAUAGCAGGGGAAACUGUGAUCCAGACAAACUUCUACAGUGUCCUUUUGACAAAAACCACCAAAUCCGCUCCUGCCGCUUUCCUUAUCACCUGAUUAAGUGCAGAAAGAAUCACCCAAAACUGGCCAGUGAAUUGAAAACCUGCCCGUUUAAUGCUCGCCACUUGGUUCCCAAGCAUGAGCUUGCUCACCACACAGAGACUUGUGAGGACAGAAUAUCUGUGGACACUGAAGAUGUUGGAAGCAGAAAUGGACAUGUUGGCUGGGAUGUUCCAGUCAACACUUGGGUCAACCCAAACAUGACUGAGGACUGGGACAAGGAGGCAGAUAAUGUUCAAACUCCAUUUGUGUGGGGAGUAAGCUCCAAGUUGAACCAAAUACUGGCUGCCAGACCCAGUAACAACCUUGGUCCAAACUUCAGAGCUCCCAGUACGCUGCCGUGGCCCAAUUACGAGCUGUAAGCUCUUCCAAAGCUAUUUCUAUACAUGGAGUGUUCUUUGCUUGUUUUGAUCAGUUUGAAUGUGGAUAAAGUAUCUGAAACCUCUCAUG
Poeciliopsis prolifica (blackstripe livebearer) is the source of this 937-nucleotide messenger RNA. RefSeq lists its product as uncharacterized. The record is from RefSeq and is a predicted model, not a curated record. The transcript is spliced from 7 exons. NCBI's taxonomy places the organism in Eukaryota, Metazoa, Chordata, Actinopteri, Cyprinodontiformes, Poeciliidae. Bases 310 to 849 code for a protein of 179 amino acids.